This is a messenger RNA of Eublepharis macularius, 3112 nucleotides long. It is a transcript of the gene ARMC1, whose product is annotated as armadillo repeat containing 1. The transcript is spliced from 7 exons. The coding region runs from base 231 to 1070 and encodes 279 amino acids. Lineage: Eukaryota; Metazoa; Chordata; Lepidosauria; Squamata; Eublepharidae. The record is from RefSeq and is a predicted model, not a curated record. Gene Ontology annotation, molecular function: metal ion binding; protein binding.
GCUGCCAAUCGGAGCCCGGGAAAAUACAGCGGUGCGGAGGAGUGAAUGUUGCCUCUUGCGGGGAAAGGACCCUGAUCCAGGCGACCUCUUUGCAAAGCACCUUUCCUGAGCUAGCCCCUUUUGCGUGACUUGGACGAGUUCCUUCUGUGUCGGAGUGGGAGCAGCAAAGCGCCUCCCUUUCUGCGCUUCCCUAUGAAAGUGAGGCAGGAUUUUAUGUAUGACAAGGGAAAAUGAAUUCCACCAUGAGCGAGGAGCCUGAUGCACUGGCUGUAGUUAAUCAGCUGAGGGAUCUAGCAGCUGACCCCUUGAACAGACGAGCAAUUGUCCAGGAUCAGGGAUGUCUACCAGGGCUUAUUUUAUUUUUGGACCAUCCCAACCCUCCAGUUGUCCAUUCAGCCUUGCUUGCUCUCCGCUAUCUGGCUGAAUGUCGUGCCAACAGAGAGAAGAUGAAGAGUGAACUGGGUAUGAUGCUGAGCUUACAAACUGUGAUACAGAAGACCACAACACCAGGGGAGACUAAAUUGUUAGCUUCAGAAAUCUAUGAAAUUCUUCAGUCUUCCAGCAUGUCAGACAUGGACAAUGUCAAUGAGAUGAAUUCUCGGCGCCGGAAAGCUCAGUUUUUCCUGGGAAGUACAAAUAAGCGUGCUAAAACCGUGGUUCUGCACAUAGAUGGUCUUGAUGAUUCGUCUCGGCGGAACCUGUGUGAAGAGGCCUUGUUGAAAAUUAAAGGAGUUAUCAGUUUUACUUUUCAAAUGGCAGUUCAAAGAUGUGUAGUGCGAAUCAGAUCAGACCUAAAAGCGGAGGCAUUGGCAACGGCAAUAGCAUCAACCAAAGUUAUGAAAGCCCAGCAAGUUGUGAAAGAUGAAAGUGGAGAAGAGUUGCUGGUUCCAUUCCAAGAUACUCCUGUAGAAGUGGAGCAGAAUACAGACCUCCCAGAAUAUUUGCCAGAAGAUGAAAGCCCUUCAAAAGAGCAGGACAAAGCAGUGUCCCGUGUCGGAUCGCACCCAGAAGGUGCCGCCAGCUGGCUGAGCACGGCUGCAAACUUUCUUUCCAGAUCCUUUUACUGGUGACUUGGAGUUAUGGCAGAAGGGCCGCACAAACCAACACAGGGACAGACAAUUUUCCUUUGGUCUGGUGAACUGCCAAGUGCAAUUUGCAAUAAGUUACCACAAAAAGGUUUUAGACUACAAACAUAUGCUGUGUUUUACAUUUUAUUGGACAUUUGGCCUUUCAGGCCCGUCAGAAGGAUGGAGGCCUCAAAUCACGGCUUGUUCAUUUUCUCUCCCCCAUCCCUGUAGUCAUACAUGUUUUAUUGCCUCACAUUUUAAUAUGGGUCCAUUAUUAAACAAAAAUUUUGAGUGCAAAGAAGCUUUAAGUUAAAAUUCUUCCUUAGCCUCACAGAGAAUCCACUCAAUAUAAAUCUCAGGACAUCUCCACAAGGAAAUUAUUGGUUCUAAGUCUGCAUGGAGUGAAAUGCCUUUUUUCCUUGAUUUUUUUUUUGGCCUUCUGAUUAUGUUUCCUCUGGAAAAAUCACUCUAGAGAAACCCCACUUUGUCUGCCAUCUUUUUUUUCUUCAAUGUUGUUUAGAGCUGCUGAUUUUAUAUUCCACUUACUGCAUUGCAAAGGAAAUGCUUCAGACUUGACCUUGAUAGCCCUUAAUGUGUUUCAGGGGAAAAAAGUCGGUCUAUAACCACUUGAGCAAUCUGAACUUCAGUAAAAAGGAGUUCAGAUGGAAAUAUGUAUAUGUAUCUAUAUACAGUAAAUAUGCUGUAAGAAAAUGCUUGGAAUUACCAUUGUGACUUUGUAGAUGUGAUCAGAUGCCACGGACUGCAGUUUAAAUUGGUUUCAAAGCUCUGUGUUCAAAAAUUGCAAUUCUGCUCAGGCGGUGCCUUGCUGCAAGUUUUGUCUGUGGAGGCAAGUGCAAUGUUGGCCUUAUUGGGUGAUCAAAAAAAGUUCAAUUAGAUAGUCUGAUAACUGAAAAUAAAAAAUGGGAGUGGGGUUGGGUGGAUAUGGAAUGCCUAAGAUGCCUCAGUGCCACUGUCAUACACUUUCACCACCAUAAACUUGUGUUGCUUGGUGGAAAUCCUAUGUUUUCCUGUUGCCUUUGAAGAGUGCUUUUCUAAUGUACCAAUAUGGUAACAGUCUUGUGACCCCGGUCAUGACCUAUGGGAUAGUGGGAAUGCUGGUAGUGGAAUUCAAACCCAGCCAAAGCAAGACAUCUGAGGAAGGGUAAACAUCUUGUCAACGAUGAAACUGUUCAUGGAAGUGCACUAACCUACUCUCAACAGAAGAAACCAAACCCAUGCCGGAACAGGCAGCUUUCACCUUCUUGUGCUGUGGACAGUAUAAAAGUCCAAAACUGCCGGGAUCCUCACUUCUUGUCUCUAUGUAGUUCCCCGCAAAGAUAGUCCAAAUAAAGUUCCAGUAGGCAAAAUGUUCAAAUAGGUCAAAUAGGUUCUAGAAAACUAAACUGCUAACUAUACUGUGCUUCUUUUUGUGAUACAAUCCAUACAAUAUCAGCUACAUUCGUGAUUUAAUGAUUUUGAGGCAAAAAUUGGCUCAUUAAAAAUCUGUACCUCACACAGCAAUAGAAAUUAAUCUGUAGAAACUCACAUUAUUUUUAACAAGUGUGCAAGAAAGCAACCAUAACCAACCAUAGAUUUUCACUCAAAUUUGAUGUCCUUUUUGAGAUGAAGAGCUUACUUUCAGAUUAGUUUUUUUCUUUUUUUAAACUUAUCUUGUUUAUUUGAUUAAAGUUUACACGCACAGAAUACAGGCUUUCGAAGGCAAGUAUUGCAUUAAACAUGUAUUAAGCAUAUUGCUGUCUAGAAUGUUACAGUAACCAAAUGUGUUUGCAAGUCCCCCUAUUGUAUAGCCAUGGAUGCAAUGUUUACUUUUUUGUUUUAACAUCUGUGAUUGAGUUUUGCGGUGCCGCAUAUCCACUUACUAAACAAUACACCCCUUUGGAUAUUAAUGGCUCAGUACAAGUAGGUAUUAAAACUUGUGUGUUGAAUUUGUAGGUAUGCUUUUUUUUUGGUUGGUAUUACAGCUCUUCCAGUUAUAGUAUCUGUAAGAGCUUUUGAAUACUGUAAAAUAAAAGUGUAAUAUAACU